Alternaria atra is the source of this 1569-nucleotide messenger RNA. RefSeq lists its product as uncharacterized. The coding region runs from base 1 to 1569 and encodes 522 amino acids. Gene Ontology annotation, molecular function: monooxygenase activity; iron ion binding; oxidoreductase activity, acting on paired donors, with incorporation or reduction of molecular oxygen. Lineage: Eukaryota; Fungi; Ascomycota; Dothideomycetes; Pleosporales; Pleosporaceae. The transcript is spliced from 4 exons. The record is from RefSeq and is a predicted model, not a curated record.
AUGCUCGUCAUACUGUAUGCGGUUCGUUCGUAUUCGAGAAAGAAGAACACUCGACCACUCCCCCCAGGGCCCAAAGGCCUUCCAUUGCUUGGAAAUGUCAACGACAUGCCUAAGUCUGGCAUGCUUGAGUGCCAUCACUGGUUGCAGCAUAAGAACGUUUAUGGCCCCAUCAGUUCCGUCACAGUGCUAGGUCAAACGUUCAUCAUCAUCAAUGAUUCCGAUAUUGCCUUCGAACUGCUGCGCGACCGUUCAGCGAUCCAUUCCUCGAGACCUAGUCUAACAUUUAGUGGUGACAUGGUGGGUUGGCGGCACGCAACCACUAUGGCACCAUAUGCUGCAGAAUGGAAAAUUCAGCGCAAAAGCAUUACGAAGGUAGCGAGUACGAAUGUCUCUGUGUCAGUAUUCGAUCGUGUCCAAGGGACGGAGGCCGCGCAUUUCUUGCUCAACCUUCUAACUUCUCCCGACAAGCUCUUCGACCACAUAAGAAAAGAGGCUGGCAGUGUGAUUCUCAAAAUUACAUACGGCUACACAACAGUGGCCAACGACAAUGAUCCCCUCGUUGACCUAGCUUCCAAGACCAUGGAGCAAUUCGCAGAUGCUACGGUUCCCGGAAAAUGGUCGGUGGAUAUCUUUCCGUUCCUACAAUACCUGCCCGAAUGGCUACCAGGAAUGGGGUUCAAAGGCACAGCGGGAAAGAUGGCAGCGCAACUCAGCCAGUGUACGAACCAGCCGUAUGAAUUCGUAAAGAAGCAGAUGGCUGAGAAGAGACACCCGCCGUCUUUUUUAUCACAAUGUAUCAAAGGUAUUGGUGAAGAUGCCGAAAUGGAAUUUGUUCACAAAUGGGCGGCAUUGGCGCUAUAUCUUGGUGGCGCUGACACAACUGUUUCAUCAAUUAUGACCUUCUUUCUUGCCAUGACUGUCUUCCCGGAAGUUCAGAAGACGGCCCAAGAAGAGUUGGAUCGCGUCAUUGGCGGAAGUCGGCCUCCCGUCAGUAAAGACCGCGAGAGCCUUCCUUAUAUCUAUGCUCUCAUGAAAGAAACCCACCGUUGGCAUCUUGUCUUACCAAUGUGCCUUCCACAUUGUAGUACAGAAGAAGAUACCUGCCGCGGAUAUCGCAUUCCGAAGGGCUCCAUCCUUCUGCCCAAUAACUGGCAUUUUACGCAUGAUCCGGAGGUCUAUCCCGACCCAAUGGUCUUCAGACCGGAGCGCUUCCUCGAAACACCCACCCGCAAAAGUGAACCGGAUCCCAGGAACUUCAUUUUCGGGUACGGCCGACGUAUCUGCCCGGGUCGAUACGUAGCGGAUAACGCCCUCUUUAUUACUAUCGCACAAACUCUUGCUGUUUUCAACGUCACUAAGCCCGUUGAUAAGACUGGUCGAGUGGUGGAGCCAGAGGUGAAGUUCGAGCCGGGAGCGAUCAGCCACCCUGUGCCGUACCGCUGUUCGAUCAAGCCGCGAUCGGAUACCCAUGAGCAGUUAAUCAAGGCUUCGGAGCGGUAUAUCCAUGGGAAGAAAGUGACGCCAAGGAGCUGGAAAACAUCAAGUGGUAGUACAAAGACAGGCACCUGA